CCUAUAUGUUAUUCUUCUUUAACAUAUUUAUCUUCUAUAACAAGGCCCCUUCUUCUUUAUAUACGGAUCACCCACCAAAACUUCCACAAAAUCAACCAUGAAAUACAAUGAGCUUUCCCAUUUCAGCCAUCCUCAACAUCGGCUCAAACCAGGCUACACCGAGAUCCCAUUCAAGUGUGAUGGAUGCAAGGAAGUUGGUAUAGGUUCCUAUUACAAAUGCACAACAUGCAACUACGAUUUGCACGUGCAUUGUGCCCUCCCGUCUCCUUCCAUCACCCACCCUUUCUACACUAAAUGUUCGUUCCAGUUCCUUAUCCGUCCACCAGGUCCUAUAGCCAGAUACUGCAACGCAUGUGAGAAAGCAGUGUCAGGGUUUGUUUACCAUUGCAAGUUGUGCGGAUUCGACCUCCAUCCAUGUUGUGCCAAGCUUCCAACUAUGUUGGAUGAUGGGGAGGUGAAACUCUACCUUUAUAGAAAGGUAGGGUCCGCAUGCCACAAAUGUGGCAGGAAAGGACGCAGUUGGAGUUACAGGUCCACGUGCAAGAAGUACAACUUGCACGUGGCGUGUGUAAAAGAGAUGUUGGUGGAGAGUUGGCAUGAGAUAUAUUUUGGUAGGGGUGGGGUGAAGGGUAAUGUUAGUGGUGAUUUGUACGGACAAAAUGGGAAAUUUGAGACAAGAAUUCCAAGUUUGAAGGGUACAUUAGAAAGUUAUCAUCAGAAUCACCAAAGCAAAGGGAAAGUGAAGAAGUGUUGUGAAAUGGCUGGCUUGGCUAUGCAAUUUGUGAUAUCAGCGGUACUCGGUGAUCCCACCACUCUAAUUGCUGGCGUUGUUGGUUCUUUAAUGUCCAAAUAAAUUGGCGUUAAUAGAUAUCGGAUCUUAUAUGAGCAAGUCUUAUUAUGGGUAAAAUCUUGUCAUUUGUACAUACGUGAACUGUAUGCUUGUAAUUUUAAAUCAUGGUACAUUCAAUGAUAGACGAAAUAAAACAUAUUUAUUGAUUAUGAAGAUAAAAUUAUUAUGUAA
Lactuca sativa (garden lettuce) is the source of this 1021-nucleotide messenger RNA. Its product is annotated as Cysteine/Histidine-rich C1 domain family protein. The record is from RefSeq and is a predicted model, not a curated record. NCBI's taxonomy places the organism in Eukaryota, Viridiplantae, Streptophyta, Magnoliopsida, Asterales, Asteraceae.